AUGGCACCACCAACAGCUACAAGUACUGUCCAAAUAACCCAGGACAUCAAAAAGUUAGAAGUAUCAAAUAACCAAGAACAAAAACCUGAGAAACAGGUGAAAAGUAAAUAUGAUACUGAUAAUGUUGGUAAAUACAAAUCACCGUUUUAUUCCGCAAGAGUUGAAGGUGAAGAUGGUUUAUUAGUUUUAAAAAAUAUUGAAAGAGGUGAUCUUUCUUAUCCAGAAUAUGAACCAACUUGGGAUACAAAGACUAAAUUUGAACCUUAUGAAUUAUUUGAAAUUAAAGAUCGUGGUCUUUUUGCUGAUAAAUCUUACAAAAAUUUACUUUCAAAAGACAACAAAGAUUUACAAACUUCAGAUUUGACACCAAAAUUUGGUACAGAAAUCAAAGGUGUUCAAUUAUCUGAAUUAUCUGAUGCUGCCAAAGAUGAAUUGGCACUUUUAACUGCUGAAAGAGGUGUUUUAGUUUUCAGAGAUCAAGACUUAGCUUCUAAAGGUGUUGAAUUUAAUGUGAAAUUUGCUGAAUACUUUGGUCCUUUACAUAUUCAUCCAGCAAGUGGUGCACCAAAAGGGUAUCCUGAACUUCAUUUAGUUUAUCGUUCAAAAGAUGCAAGUGCUACUGAAUCUUUUCUUAAAAGACAUACCACUUCAGUUGCAUGGCAUUCAGAUGUUAGUUAUGAAAAACAACCAUUAGGUACCACUUUCCUUGGUUUAUUAGAUGGUCCAACUUCUGGUGGUGAUACUGCUUUUGUUGAUACACAAGCUGCUUAUGAUAGAUUAUCACCAGAAUUCCAACAAAUCAUUGAGAGAUUAACAGCUGAACAUUCAGGGUUUGAACAAGCAGAAGCAUCAUUAAGAAGUGGUGGUAUUACAAGAAGAGAUCCUGUUAAGAAUAUUCAUCCAGUUGUUAGAACCCAUCCAGUCACUGGUAAAAAAGCCAUCUAUGUCAAUCAACAAUUUACAAGAGAUAUUCAAGAAUUAAAAGUUGAGGAAUCAGAUGCAAUCUUAGGAUUCUUGUAUAACUUUUUAUCAACUUCAAUUGAUUUACAAAUCAGAGCCAAAUGGGAAAAAGGUACUGUUGUUGUUUGGGAUAAUAGAAGAGCUUCUCAUUCUGCUCUAUAUGAUUGGGAAACAACUGAACGUCGUCACUUGUAUAGAUUAGGUCCAAGAGCUGAAAAACCAUUCUUGAAAAAGUGA
This is a messenger RNA of Hansenula ciferrii, 1197 nucleotides long. Its product is annotated as TauD/TfdA dioxygenase family protein. Gene Ontology annotation, molecular function: sulfonate dioxygenase activity. The coding region runs from base 1 to 1197 and encodes 398 amino acids. The transcript has a single exon. The record is from RefSeq and is a predicted model, not a curated record. Gene Ontology annotation, cellular component: cytoplasm. Gene Ontology annotation, biological process: sulfur compound catabolic process. Lineage: Eukaryota; Fungi; Ascomycota; Saccharomycetes; Phaffomycetales; Wickerhamomycetaceae.